AUGAUCGCACUGACAAAUUUGAUGCGUUCCAGUUUGGAAUUGAAAGUGGGCAAUUUUUCGCCAAAAUUUUUAUAUCAUUUAUCUUCUUUCUUCAAGGAAUACGUUUUCCUCGACACUCUGAAAGGCAAAUUGUUGCAUUUCAACAGCGAUGCAAAGAUACAUAAUAAGUAUGGCAGAAAAUCCAGUAAUUGGCUACACCGUAAUUUCGAUCAGAAAUGCAGUGUAAGACAGUAUGAUGAUCACAGUUUGGCCGAAAACGUUGACGAUGAACUGAAGAAGACAUUGGCAAUCGACCAUUCGCUCAAAUAG
Molecule: messenger RNA, 309 nt
Organism: Gongylonema pulchrum
Lineage: Eukaryota; Metazoa; Nematoda; Chromadorea; Rhabditida; Gongylonematidae
Source: the annotation of a GenBank genome assembly